Messenger RNA from Lathyrus oleraceus (garden pea), 504 nucleotides. RefSeq lists its product as uncharacterized. The record is from RefSeq and is a predicted model, not a curated record. The transcript has a single exon. The coding region runs from base 1 to 504 and encodes 167 amino acids. Lineage: Eukaryota; Viridiplantae; Streptophyta; Magnoliopsida; Fabales; Fabaceae.
AUGGAGGAUGGCAAAAUCUGGUAUCUUACAACUGUUUAUGCGAGUCCUUUGGAUGAUAGGAAUAAAAAGUUGUGGAUGGAUUUGACUAGCCUUACUGCUAGCAUGGAUUCAGGUUGUAUUGUGGGCAGAGAGUUUAAUGAUUUUCUCCACUUGAAUGAAAAAAGAGACGGGCUCCCGACUUCCCUUCGGAGAUGCACUCUCUUUCAAAAUUGUACCAACCGAUGCAAUCUUCUUGACAUGGGUAGCUUUGGAUUUCCUCUCACUUGGCGUGGUCCUGUUAGUUACAGGGGUAUGCGAAUUUAUGAAAAAUUAGAUUGUGUUAUUUGUAAUAACAGAUGGAGGAACAUGUAUCUUGAAGCUCAUGUUAAGGUGCUUCAUUGUCUUGAGUUUUCUGAUCAUCACACUGUUUUGCUUACUCUUAUGGAUAAGGAUUUGACUAAGGUGCCUAAAGCUUUCAAAAUCGAGUGUGCAUGGCUAGUUGAACCAUCCAUUGAGGAUUUAUAA